Canis lupus familiaris (dog) is the source of this 4690-nucleotide messenger RNA. RefSeq names its product DNA methyltransferase 3 beta (gene DNMT3B). Gene Ontology annotation, biological process: negative regulation of transcription by RNA polymerase II. Gene Ontology annotation, cellular component: nucleus. The record is from RefSeq and is a predicted model, not a curated record. Gene Ontology annotation, molecular function: DNA binding; DNA (cytosine-5-)-methyltransferase activity, acting on CpG substrates. The transcript has 20 exons. The coding region runs from base 162 to 2675 and encodes 837 amino acids. NCBI's taxonomy places the organism in Eukaryota, Metazoa, Chordata, Mammalia, Carnivora, Canidae.
AAUUCUCUGGCUGCCCGUCUCAGGCAUGGCAGUUAAGGCACGUGCCCUGGAUUGCCUAGGCAUGAGUCUUGGCACUGCCACCUUGUUGGGUGACUUAAUUAACUCAUCUGAGCGGGUUGAAAACUGAUUGAUAAGAGGACCUGCCUCAGGAUCGGGAAACAAUGAAGGGAGACACCAGACAGCUCAACAGAGAGGAGGACGCCAGCGGGAGGGAAGACUCCAUCAUCACUAACGGGGUCUGCAGCGACCAGUCAUCUGACUCCAAGGAUGCACCCUCACCCCCCAUCCUGGAGGCCAUCAGCACCCCGGAGAUCAGAGGCCGCAGAUCAAGCUCACGAUUGUCCAAGAGGGAGGUUUCCAGUCUGCUAAGUUAUACUCAGGAUCUGACGGGUGACGGAGAUGGUGAAGGGGAAGAUGGGGAUGGCUCUGACACCCCAGUGAUGCCCAAACUCUUCCGUGAAACCAGGACUCGGUCUGAAAGCCCAGCAGUCCGAACCCGAAAUAACACCAGUGCCUCCAGCCGGGAGAGGCACAGGCCCUCCCUACGUGCCACCCGAGGCCGGCAGGGCCGCAAUCACGUGGAUGAGUCCCCCGUGGAGUUAUCAGCUACCAGGUCCCUGAGGCGGCGUACAGUAUCCUUGGCAGGCACACCGUGGCCAUCCCCAGGCAGCCCCUACCUCACCAUUGACCUCACAGAUGACGAUGUGGUGCCCCAGAGCAGCAGCACCCCCUAUACCCGCCUAGCCCAGGACAGCCAGCAGGAGGGCUUGGAGUCCCCGCAGGUGGAUGCAGAGGGUAGAGAUGCUGACAGCGCGGAGUAUCAGGAUGGGAAGGAGUUUGGAAUAGGGGACCUCGUAUGGGGAAAGAUCAAGGGCUUCUCCUGGUGGCCUGCCAUGGUCGUGUCAUGGAAGGCUACCUCCAAGCGCCAGGCCAUGUCUGGCAUGCGGUGGGUCCAGUGGUUUGGUGAUGGCAAGUUCUCUGAGGUGUCUGCAGAUAAGCUGGUGGCCCUGGGGCUGUUCAGCCAGCACUUUAACCUGGCAACCUUCAAUAAGCUGGUGUCUUACAGGAAAGCCAUGUACCAUGCAUUGGAGAAAGCCAGGGUACGGGCUGGCAAAACCUUCCCCAGCAACCCUGGAGACUCGUUGGAGGACCAGCUGAAGCCCAUGUUAGAGUGGGCCCACGGGGGUUUUAAGCCCACUGGGAUCGAGGGCCUCAAGCCCAACAACAAGCAACCAGGCUCCUGUUUUCCCCGUACCCCUGCCCCCGCUGCCAUCUCCUUACCUUCCACAGAGAACAAGACUCGAAGACGCACAGCUGACGACUCAACUGCCUCAGACUAUUGCCCCCCACCCAAGCGCCUGAAGACAAACUGCUAUAAUAACGGCAAAGAUCGAGGAGAGGAGGACCAGAGUCGAGAACAAAUGGCUUUGGAUGUUAGCAACAACAAGAGUAACCUGGAAGAUAGCUGUUUGUCCUGUGGUAGGAAAAACCCCGUGUCCUUCCACCCUCUCUUUGAGGGUGGCCUCUGCCAGACAUGCCGGGACCGGUUCCUUGAGCUGUUCUACAUGUAUGAUGAUGAUGGUUAUCAGUCCUAUUGCACCGUGUGCUGUGAAGGUCGUGAGCUGCUCCUCUGCAGCAACACUAGCUGUUGCCGGUGCUUCUGUGUGGAGUGCCUGGAGGUCUUGGUGGGCACCGGCACGGCAGCAGAUGCCAAGCUGCAGGAGCCCUGGAGCUGCUACAUGUGCCUCCCGCAGCGCUGUCAUGGUGUCCUGCGGCGCCGGAAGGACUGGAACGUGCGCUUGCAGGCCUUCUUCACCAGCGACAUGGGGCUCGAAUACGAAGCCCCCAAGUUAUACCCUGCGAUUCCCGCAGCCCGAAGGCGGCCCAUUCGAGUCUUAUCCCUGUUUGAUGGAAUUGCAACAGGGUACUUGGUCCUCAAAGAAUUGGGCAUCAAAGUGGAGAAAUACGUCGCUUCCGAAGUGUGUGAAGAAUCCAUCGCUGUUGGAACUGUGAAGCAUGAGGGCAACAUCAAAUAUGUGAAUGACGUCAGGAAUAUCACGAAGAGAAAUAUUGAAGAAUGGGGCCCCUUUGACUUGGUGAUUGGUGGAAGCCCAUGCAAUGAUCUCUCAAAUGUGAACCCUGCCAGGAAAGGCCUGUAUGAGGGUACAGGCCGGCUCUUCUUUGAGUUCUACCACCUGCUGAAUUACACACGCCCCAAGGAGGGUGAUGACCGGCCCUUUUUCUGGAUGUUUGAGAAUGUGGUAGCCAUGAAGGUGGGCGACAAGAGGGACAUCUCUCGCUUCCUGGAGUGUAACCCAGUGAUGAUCGAUGCCAUCAAAGUGUCUGCUGCUCACAGGGCCCGCUACUUCUGGGGCAACCUGCCGGGAAUGAACAGUCACACACAGAGAGAGAGGCAGAGACCUAGGCAGAGGGAGAAGCAGGCUCCAUGCACCGGGAGCCCGGCGUGGAAUUUGAUCCCGGGUCUCCAGGAUCGCACCCUGGGCCAAAGGCAGGCGCCAAACCGCUGCGCCACCCAAGGAUCCCUUGCAUUUUCUUUAGCCAAGAACUUUUCCCACCUUUUUUCUUUCCAUGUUCAAAGCCACAAAGUAAGUGGCUUAGCAAAGGAUUCAUUGUCUCCUCCAUGUGGUUUCUGGGGGAUACAAACUGCUAAUUAAGAUACAAAAUAUGAUGGUAAUGUGACAUUCUAAACUUACAAAUGAGUUAAACUUAAAAAAAAUUCCUCCUUUAGAAGGAAGUGCUGGAAGCAUAAUAACUUUCAGGCAUUUAGCAAAGUGUGAACAGAGGGGAGAAGAUGCUAGAAUAUCUUAAAGCAUUUCUUUUGGGUGUGUUGCAGUUUUAUUUGGCUAAUCAGCCAGCGAAAUGGAAAAUGUCUAUGUCUGGAUGAAGUGGACUCUUCACUCAACGCUUGAGCACUCACACUGUGCCAGGCAUUGCUGUCCGUGUUGCCAGUUUAGUGGGGAACACAUUAGAUGUUAGCCUUGGCUCUCAUGGGGUUGACAUGCUAAUGGGGGAUGGGCAGAGAAGACCCUAAAUUAUUUCAUAAUCAUGGCUGGAGGUUUGGGGCAUUGGAGGAAUUAAUGGAGAGGCUUCUCAUUCCUUAAAUAAAGGAAAUGAGCUGCUCAGUUAUUUUAGGGAGGAAUGAACCUUCUAGGCAGAAGGAAUAGGGGAAAUGGUGAUGUGAACAGUGAAUUGGAAGACCCAGUGUUCCAGGCACUACAAUGGCUAGGAGGGUAAGACAGAGGACUCAGAAGUAUGGGCCAAGUUGUACUGCACAUGUGGGUCAUCGCGUGGGAACUCCUGAGCCAUUGUAAGGGGUGAGGGUUGUAUCUCAUGUUCAUGGUCUUUGCUCAUAGAAAGAUAGACAAGGGCAAGAUGAGGGCAGCAAGGAGGAGGCCCGGGAGGGUGCCUAUUCAGAGUGCCCCAGGAGGCACCAUUCAUACAUAUUCAACACAAUACAAGUGUGGCUCUGGGGGCUUGGCAGCUUAGGAGUUCUACUGAAUCAGAUUGUAGGUAAUGUGAGGGUGGGACUAACAGGAUUUGCUGAUGCCUUGGAUGUAGGGUAUCCGAUGAACGGAGGAGUAUUCAGAACCUUCAGAGUUCUCUGCCUGAAUUGUGAGAAUAACUGGGUGGCUACAACUUGGCCCUGCAGGGUUCUAGGAUGGUUGACGCCACCAUCACCUGAUCUGAAAUACUGUCGUUAGAUCAGAUAUCUGGGUUGUGUAGAUCUCAGUCCUGCAAUUAUAUCACUGGGUAGGGCUGCACUGUGUCUCCCAGUUCCCUUGGGUUCAUGGAAGAUUCAAGAUUGGGGAUAGGCAGGCAUUGGAAGCCCAGAAGGUGAGGUCAGGGAAAUCCUUGACAGAAUCUAGGGGAAUGUUUUGUGUGAUUCAGUGGCCUCUCUUGUAGGUCAUCACAUUCAUUCUUCAAUCUGAUUUCCUUUUGCCCUUGGUGUUACUUACACAGGAGUUGCUGUGGUGUUCAUCAACUCUGUGCAUUCAGACCUUUUGCUGGUUUUCUGCUCUGGAAUGCUUAACCACUUGGUUCCUUGAGUUCUAGCCCUUUCCCUUCUCAGGCAUCUGUCUGCCUCUGCGUUUGCAGGUUUCAAUGGUGAAAGUUAUAAGGGUAAUUGUAGUUUUGUCAACCAUCUCCUGUCCUUCUUGCCUGUACCUCCUGAAACCCUCUGGAGGCCACAUGCCUACAUCCCCAGCUGUAAGCCACCGAAUCAUGGGUUUGAUGUGCUAGUUGCAGCAAAUAAAUCCACAAAGACCUAAUUAAUCCAAGCUCUUGAGGCCAAGAGAGGUGGCCUGACUUGCUCAAGGUCACUCAGUCAGUGAGUGGUGGGGUUGGACUAAAGGGGUCUCCUGACUCCUGCCAGUGUGCUUUUUCCCCUUCAUUCUGAUCUCAGUAGGAGAGCUCAUACUAAAAUUAAAAUUUGGGAAGGGAGAGCAUUCACUCCUGGACUUUGGGCUUGCCCCUUUAAAGGGGCAAGUCUGUCUUUGUCUUUGGCACAUAGUAUGAUGUUCCUGCGAGGCUCACUUUUUUUUUUAAUCAGGUAAUUGUAACAAGGUCAGUGCCAGAGCACAUUUUGCAGUCUUCGGCCCUCAUUCCCACGUUGGGAAGUGCCUAGCCGAGGCCCCUUUAUAGUUGGUAGAAAGUAAUGGGUUUUGGAUGU